AUGCGGAUUGGAGGCCAGUAUUAUCACGGAAAGCUGACUCACGUUCUUGGCCGCACACCUAGUUAUACCUCUUUUCAAAACCAUUCAGACGACACGGGUGCAGCCUUUGAUCUGUCUGCUAACGACUCUCAGGUGCCUGGUGGCGGUGACGAGGUGUCAAUUGCGUCGCAUGCGACCUAUCCUCCGAGUUACGCCACUGUUGAAGACGCCUCCGAAAUUGUCGCUGCCGCUGAUGACGGCCUGGUCCUCGGUAGAGAGAGGACGCCGAGAACAACGCCUGCUUCUCUCGAACCUCCUUCAGAACAUCCUGAAACACCGUUUUCCGGAUUUGAUCGUCCUCGGGAUGUGAGCACUGGUCUAGAUCAACGCACCGGGCAUCUUCCCCCUCCCUCAGAAGUAGUGCUAUCAUGGGACGGUACUCAAACCCCUGCGCCAUCGCAAGAACCUCAAUCCCACACUAUUGGACCAACCACGUAUACGUUUUCCACACUUUCCUUCAACUCCAUGCUUCUGUUACCGCCAUCGGAUGCGACAGACACUCGACCGCUGUACCAUGUUUCUGUGGCCCACAAUUGUUUCAUGCCUUUGUCUUACAUCACAACCGUUAGGAAAGGGGGGACCGAAAACGGAGAGUUUGUGGGUGAUUUCGAAAUGGGGUUGUCGCAAGCUAAAUCUCGAAUCUGCAUUGGCGACCAUCAGACAUUUUUGAACGUUUUCGUUAGUGGGACACCGCAGUCAUCCACUUGGGUAUGCAACUUCCCCGACUCCCGCUUCCGUUGGGUAAGAUCAACCAGGGCUCCAAAUGCUCAAAUUAUGAGCUGUUACAAGAUCAGACUCACAGACUCAGGCUCACCGCUUAAAUGGCAGCUCCUUGCGACUUUCACUCCAUCCGAUCUGUUACCUUCUUCAUUCAAACGUAGUGCGAGUGGAGCAAGCGGGGCGCAAGAGCUGGUCGUUUUCCCAGAAGCCAGAGAGAAGGUUGGAGAACGGUCAGACAGGGAUCUGUUAGAUCUGAUCGUGUUCAGCUUGUUGGUCGUAGAAAGGAUGAGGUUAUCCGUCACUCUAGAAAACUGA
Stereum hirsutum FP-91666 SS1 is the source of this 1074-nucleotide messenger RNA. RefSeq lists its product as uncharacterized. Lineage: Eukaryota; Fungi; Basidiomycota; Agaricomycetes; Russulales; Stereaceae. The transcript is spliced from 5 exons. The coding region runs from base 1 to 1074 and encodes 357 amino acids. The record is from RefSeq and is a predicted model, not a curated record.